CUCUCUCUCACUCUCUACCUCUCAGUCUCUCUCUCUAGCCAUGGCGACGGACCUUCCGCUGAGGGUUCCUGACCCCCCGGAAACCUCGGUCGAUGAAGAUCAGGCCAAGAAUCAGGGAACUGAAGUAACAUGGGCACACAAUGAGCAAGAGGAAGCCAAGAAUCACGAAAUUGAUGAAACAGGGGCGCAAGAGGAUCCCAAGAAUCCAGAAAUUGAUGAAACUGGAGCGCAGAAAAAGCAACAUCAGGCAAAGAAUCAAGAAACUGAAGUAACAGGGGCACCGAAAGAGCAAGAGGAGGCCAAGAAUCAAGAAAUUGAUGAAACAGGGGCACAGAAAGAGCAAGAGGAGGCAAAGACUCAAGAAAUUGAAGUAACAGGGGCACAUAAAGAGCAAAAGGAGGCCAAGAAUCAAGAAAUUGAAGUAACAGGGGCACAGAAAGAGUAAGGGGAGGCCAAGAAUCAAGAGGAUUUUCUCGGGAGCCAGCAAUUGGAGCACGAAUGCUUAACCAGCGAGCUGGAGGUCCUCACGACGAGGAACGAGGAGCUUCAAUUGGAGCACCAACGCUUAACCAGGGAGCUGGAGGUCCUCACGAAGACGAACGAGGAGCUUCAGGGUCAAUUGGAGCACCAACGCUUAACCAGCGAGCUGGAGGUCCUCGUGAAGAGGUUGGAGGACGCAAAAGACCAAUCAGACAUGGAAGAUAUUCUUCGCUUUUGAGGCAGCGGUUAAUGGAGGGAGAAUGGCUGCGAUGAUUCCUGAGUUAGAGAGGAUUUUCGAGCACUCAGAAGCUCAGUGUCAGGGUUUGGUGGAUAUGUCAGAGGAAGCAAGUACAGAGGUGGCGCUUUUGGAUUUGCUCUGGAACCUGCAAUUGGAGCAGAAAUGCUUAACCAGCGUGCUGGAUGUUCUCACGCGUCAAUUGGAGGAAGCAACAGGGGCAGGGCGAAAUGACCAACCAGACGAGCCUCAAGAACCCUAUUUCGAUUCCCCAUUUUGAUCCUAGCUUUUUCUACUAUGUCCAAGACAGUUCCACUGUGACUCUUUUUUUGAUACGAAUAAGUAAAUCUUUUGAUUCUGAAAUCCAUAUCCUUCAAUUCAUAGAGACCACCCUCCUGUGUCAGUGGUACGAAAUUUGGCCACUCUUUUCUAUAAUCCAUUUUCCUUUGCCUUGUAUGAAGAAGCAACAACCCUCUCUCUCUUUCUUCUGUGUAUGUAGUAUGGAAUUGCAGCAGCACC
This is a messenger RNA of Amborella trichopoda, 1234 nucleotides long. RefSeq lists its product as uncharacterized. The record is from RefSeq and is a predicted model, not a curated record. NCBI's taxonomy places the organism in Eukaryota, Viridiplantae, Streptophyta, Magnoliopsida, Amborellales, Amborellaceae.